UCCUUUCAUUGUUUCCAAACCAAACAAAAUAAAAACUUGUCACAAACUCAAUUACUACAUCAUCAAAACAAGUGACAUUUGAUCUCUCUGAUAAGAUGAAAAUGAAGGCAAAUAAGAUAUGCAUUUUACUAAUUGGGAUACUAUUUAUAAUCGUUUCGAUUGCGAAUGCUGAUUCGUCUGCACAAGUAUUGGUGAAGAAGGUGAAGGGGAAGAAAGUGUGUGAUAAGGGUUGGGAAUGUAAAGGAUGGUCAGAGUAUUGUUGUAACCUUACUAUCUCUGACUAUUUCGAUACAUAUCAGUUUGAGGAGCUUUUUGCAAAGAGAAAUACCCCGGUGGCUCACGCUGCAGGUUUUUGGGAUUACAAGUCUUUUAUUACAGCCUCUGCCCUUUACCAGCCUCACGGGUUUGGUACGACCGGUAACAAGACUACUCAGAUGAAGGAGAUUGCUGCGUUUCUUGGUCAUGUUGGCAGUCAAACUUCUUGUGGUUAUGGAGUGGCAACCGGAGGACCCACGGCAUGGGGAUUAUGUUACAACAAAGAAAUGAGUCCACCCCAUCUUUACUGUGACGAUUACUACAAGUACACUUACCCUUGCGCCCCUGGAGCUGGAUACUAUGGUCGUGGUGCUUUGCCCAUCUAUUGGCAAUACAACUAUGGGAAAAUUGGUGAAGCUCUGAAAGUAGACCUUUUGAAUCACCCUGAAUACAUCGAACAGAAUGCUACAUUGGCCUUUCAGGCUGCAAUCCACCAAUGGGUAACCCCACAGAAGAAGGGCCAACCCUCAGCCCAUGAGGCGUUCUUGGGCACCUGGAAACCCACCAAGAAUGAUACUCUAGCCAAAAGACUUCCAGGGUUUGGUACCACCAUGAACAUCCUCUAUGGUGAUCGAGUAUGUGGAAAAGGCGAUAUUGAUGACAUGAACACUAUCACCUCUCAUUACCUGUAUUAUCUUGAUUUAAUGGGUGUUGGCCGUGAAGAAGGUGGGCCUCAUGAGGUGCUGACAUGUGCAGAACAGGUACCCUUUAACCCCUCAGCUCCAACCCAAUCAUCUUCGAGGUAAGUGCGUGAAAAAACACAAUGUUCUUGGUUAUGAAAGAUGUUGAUGUGAGAUUUACAAGUUGAAGCCAUAAUAGUGUGCAGCCGUCUAAGUUUGUGGAAUGACUUCCUUACCAAUCCUCUGUCUAUAGACUUGAAAUUUGAUUCGUGAAUUGAAGCAUGUUCUAUCGAUGUAGUUUGUGAAUUUUGAUGUUUUAUGAACUACAUACAUCGGUGUUAUAUACGAGUAUAUAUUGUCUAAA
Messenger RNA from Erigeron canadensis, 1299 nucleotides. RefSeq names its product chitinase-like protein 2. The transcript has 4 exons. The coding region runs from base 96 to 1061 and encodes 321 amino acids. The record is from RefSeq and is a predicted model, not a curated record. Gene Ontology annotation, biological process: chitin catabolic process; carbohydrate metabolic process; cell wall macromolecule catabolic process. Gene Ontology annotation, molecular function: chitinase activity. Lineage: Eukaryota; Viridiplantae; Streptophyta; Magnoliopsida; Asterales; Asteraceae.